CGGAAUAUAGGUCCCUGCGUCAAGAGCAACGACAGAAAUGCCCGCCGUGGUGUCAAGUGUGAUCCUCUCCGUGGUCUCAUAAGUCAAUUCUCUAACACUGUUUCGGCGCCGGCCAUUGUCGCGUCAUUAUACCAUCGAUCCAGGGCCAUUUACGGUCUGUCGCUCUCAGAUCUAUCAUUGUGGUGAUCGCAGUUGUUCAUGGGAGCAAUGGACCUUGAUAUCUCCGACAUCCUUGCUGAUGUCUCGCGCUCUCAAACCUACUCAACGACAUCCUCUCACCCCUACUCUUCGAGUGAUACAGACACCUUCACAGACCACCAACUCCUCACCCGGGCAUGGAUAUCGGAACGCUGCGCACCCGAUCUACUCCCCUAUCCUACAGAACUUAUGACCCGCGUAAUGUCGCGGGUCCAAUCACAGAUAUCACGUAUUGAGGAUCUAGCGAGCGGAAUGGGCGAUGGAUCUUCGCCUCUGUACCCAAACUCGAUGGACGGGCCCAAUGGCGGAAAGCCGACCAGCAGCACACAGAAUACCAACCUAGUCCUGGCGAUAUUGCAGACAGAUCUUUCACGGACACAGUUUCUUGUAAGGAGUUUGCUGAGACAACGACUCGCCAAGAUGACCAAGCACGCCACCUAUUACCUCUCUCAACAUCUCAACUCGGACACGAAGACGUCCACUAUCAUGUCGACAUCAGAAAUCAGCUUCCUGAGGCAUCACCAAGCCCUCCUAGGAGAACUCUACGAUUCGAGUUUCCUGAACUCACUUCCCUCGGGACUACGGAGGCUGGAUGAUUCAAGCGGAGGGGUACCCAUGAUCGAAGGACCAGACGGCUCAAAGGCUGUGGUCGUGAGAUGUGUGAACGAGGGGACGUGGAACAACGAAAGGGACGUCGAUCAGGCGAGGGACCAGGGCCAGGAAGAAGGUGCUAGUGUAGUGCUGCGGAUGAGGAGAGGGGAGGUCUGGGUUGUCAGGUGGAAGGACGUCAGGAACGGCGUCCAGAGGGGAGAGGUGGAGUUGUUAUGACCAAUGACCUGUACCAUCCCAUUCGAGGUGCUUGACUUAGCACCCACCAUAAGUAAUGAGAAACGACGUCUGGCCCUAGAAA
Messenger RNA from Cladophialophora immunda, 1108 nucleotides. RefSeq lists its product as uncharacterized. NCBI's taxonomy places the organism in Eukaryota, Fungi, Ascomycota, Eurotiomycetes, Chaetothyriales, Herpotrichiellaceae. Gene Ontology annotation, biological process: DNA-templated DNA replication; double-strand break repair via break-induced replication. The record is from RefSeq and is a predicted model, not a curated record. The transcript has a single exon. Gene Ontology annotation, cellular component: GINS complex. The coding region runs from base 199 to 1026 and encodes 275 amino acids.